Molecule: messenger RNA, 7263 nt
Organism: Oryzias latipes (Japanese medaka)
Lineage: Eukaryota; Metazoa; Chordata; Actinopteri; Beloniformes; Adrianichthyidae
Gene: obsl1a
Product: obscurin like cytoskeletal adaptor 1a
Molecular function (GO): protein binding
Source: RefSeq, a predicted model, not a curated record
AGUGUGAUCAUUUCCCUCUUAGCCACCGGCAAGCCAACAUCAAACAUACAACCUGUGACAGAGGAAUAACACCUGAAACUUUGUCUCCCAAGCUGUGAAUGGAGACUUGUUUUUUUCUCAAACUAGCUAAAGGAAGGCAGUGUGUUUCCCUUACAAACCAAGAGGAUAAGAAGUCAAACGGAAUAGCUCAUCAGAGUUUAAUGAAUGUUCUAUUGAAAAGCUGAUUUCUAUGAAUUGAAGUCCAACAACUAAAAGUGGAAAAAAAUCCUCUUUGUUUCCUCAACAAAGUGAAGCACUUGCUUCUGGAAAACUGCAUAUAAAACCUUUAAAAGAAACUUUAAUUUAUAGAAAAAAAAGCCAUAGUCAUGGAUAUCUUUGGUGGUGCUCCUCGUGUCCUGGGUUAUCCGCGCCCUGUGGUGGCACAGUGCGGAACAGACGCAACACUGAGGUGCCAAAUAAGUGGAGACCCACGUCCAGAUGUCAUCUGGGAGCGCAAAAACGUUCAAAUCUUGCCUGAAAGACGCUACAAGAUCUCAGAGGAAGGAAAGCUGUACUUGCUGACUAUAACUGGAGUGACUCAACAGGACGCUGGCCAGUACAUCUGCAAGGCUCGAAAUAGCAUUGGUGAAACGUAUGCAGCAGCUUCUCUUAAAGUAGAAGGAGAGACCCCACUGAAAGAAAUGGAACCCCACCUAGAGGUUAAUGGUCAUUCAGAAAAGGAAAAUGGAGAAUUCGGAGUACACCUUAAUGGCUACAGCAUAGUGCAAAAUGGUGCAAGGGAGGAAGAAAUAAAAGAUGAGAAGAAGUGGAAUAAUGGGUCAAACGAUAAAUUACAAGAUGUUGAUUUACCUUCCAAUGAUAAACCUCGGUUUCUCAUUAAGCCCUUAUCGCUUCGUGUUGAUCGGGGAGAAGACGCUGCCUUCUCCUGUAAACUUUGGGGCACACCUCUACCUGUAGUUACUUGGGAAAAAGAUGGGAAAAAGCUGAAUGAUAUUUUUGAGAGCUCACACUUUAGUGUGACCAAUCAAGAUGGCGGCUGGUUCCAACUCAAGAUCUACAGGACUCGCAUGCCAGAUAAAGGUGUUUAUACCUGCAAGGCGGUAAACUGUCAUGGCGAGGCCUUGGCUGGGGCAGUUCUGCUUGUGGAGUCUGUCCCAGAAAAAGAAGAGAGUAGAAUAUCCUUAAACAGUCGUUCGAACAGCCAGUGGUCACCAAAGUCAAGAGGUGGGCGGCUGAGUUUGUCAAAGCUCGUGGAGGAGACAAUGGCCAGUGCGUCAAAAGUGAAAAAGUUUGCAGUAACAGAAGGAAAGCACGCCAAGUUCCGCUGUUUUGUGACAGGCAAGCCAAAGCCCGAGAUAAUCUGGAAGAAAGAUGGGGUUCCCCUUGAGCCCGGCAGACGUCAUUUGAUCUUUGAGGAUAGAGAAGGCUACUACACAUUGAAAGUUCUGUACUGUAAGGUGCAGGAUACAGGGCUGUAUGUGUGUGCUGCAUCAAACGCUCUAGGAAAUACCCUCAGUGCGGUCCACCUGACUGUGCAAGGUCCAGCUGUCAAGUUCAGACGCCCAUUAAAGGACGAGGAAGUGAAAGAAAGGGAUGCGGCUGUCCUGGAGUGUGAGGUUCCCGAUGAGACAGUCCAAACGGCAUGGUACCUUGAAGACCAGAGGCUAAUGCCCAGCAGUAAAUACGCAAUGGAGCAGAAAGGAACGAGAAGAAGACUUACUAUUCACGAUGUUGGAACAGAUGACGAUGGAGUCUACCUAUGUGAAAUGCCCAAUGGUGCGAAGAGCAUUGCAGAGCUAUCAGUUAAAGGUAGUAUUGUGCGAAAACUUCCCCGAAAAUUGGAGGUCCUGGAGGGCGAGAAUGCAGCUUUCUGCGUCGAGGUGGAAAAUGAUGAUAUGGAGGUCCACUGGUUUAAAGACGGAUUGAAGCUCCACGAGACGCACCAAACCAUCCUCAAGUCUUUUGGCAAAACUCAUAUUCUGGUCUUCGUCAAUGUGGCCCAUCACGACUCCGGAGUGGUGACGUUUGUGGUUGGAAGGUCCAAAACGUCAUCAAGACUUAAAGUUAAAGCCACAAGACACUGCCCUCCAAUCGGCCCUGCAGAAGUUAAGAUGGACAUCGACAGACCCAAUAGUGCUUUACUCAGCUGGGAGCGCGCCGCCAACAGCCAGACCACCACCAGAUCCAUAUUUGUCCUGGAGAUGCAAGAGGUGGGCUCACAAGAGUGGCACAAGUGUUUUACCUCAGAGACAGCCACCUCGGCGGAAGUCACCGGUGACGCUGUGCCUUGUGAAGGAAACUACCGCUUCCGUAUCUGCAGCAUCAACAAGUAUGGACGAAGCGGUCAUGUAGAGUUUCCAAAGGUUGUCCAUCUUGCCCCUGGACCUAAAAUUCACAGGAAUCUCAAAACCUGUGAGGUGACGCAAGGGGAAGAUGCUCAUUUCUCCAUCGAGUUGUCAGCGUCAAUGCCUGGAACUUGGUUUCUAAAUAGUUCUCAACUAAACCAAGGAGGACGGUAUUCAAUACAGCAAAAGCAAACAACACACUCACUGGUGAUUCAUAAAACUGAAACGGCUGAAGACAUGGCAGAAAUCACCUUUAUAGCCAACGGAGUCAGAGAUUCAGCGGUACUCAAGGUCAAACCUAUUGUGGCGAAUUUCAGUCCACUAUCAGAGAUAGAUAUCAACAAGAGAGUGGACACAGGUGAUGCCAUCGUCCUGUAUUGUGAGGUUUCCCAUCCCCUCGCAAAGGUAUCCUGGUUUAAAGAUGGCAACGGCCUUGAGGUGAUGGAAGGCCUCAACAUCCAGGCAGAGGGCAAUAUGCGGAGAAUCGUGAUCCAGUCUGCUAAUGCGUCACACUCUGGAGUUUACACUUGUCAAAUGCCCGGGGACGUCAUCACUUUUAAUGUAGACGUUGCAGGUCCCCCUGUAGAAUUUACUCCAGUGCAGGAGGAGGAGCUCAUUAAGAGCAGCAUGGAGCUGGACCCCGUGGUGCUGCUGUGCCAUGUCUCCAGAGAGGAUGCUGAAGUCAAAUGGCAUAAAAACGGUCAGGAGGUCCAACCAAGUGACAACAUAACUCUCCAGGUGGAAGGAACCAUGAGGAGACUAAUUAUUCGCUCUGCAGAAAGCUCAGAUGCUGGGUGCUACACCUGCCAGGCAGGAAAGAACAACGUGGUGUUUACCGUCAAUGUCAAGGAACCUCCAGUUAUGAUUGUGGAACCUAAAGAGGAUGUAGUGAUGAAGAUCUACAUACCAGAGGAGAUAAACUUGCAGUGCGAGUUAUCUCGCUCCAAUGGGAAGGUGCGGUGGUUGAAGGAUGGCGAGGAGGUGCGGGAUAAUGACUUAAUCCAGCUGGUGUCAGAAGGUCCCUACAGAAAACUGACCAUCCUGCGCAGCUGUAAGGAGGACAGCGGGGAGUACAUCUGUGAAACCAAUGGGGACUCCGUCUUCUUUCAGGUUACUGCGACAGAACCACCUGUAAGAAUUAUUUCUCCUAGCGAUUCAGAAGUAGAAGUGACACACUUGGCGUCAGAGAGGCUGGAGCUAUGCUGUGAGAUCUCCAAAGUGGAUGCCCCAGUUAGGUGGUACAAAGACAAUCUAGAAGUAGAGGAAGGUCCUAACUUGAUCCUGGAGGUGGAUGAAGCCAAACGACUACUAGUUAUACCCUUAGCGACAGUGGAGGAUACAGGAGAGUAUGUUUGUGACACUGAAGACGACUCUACGGUCUUCUUGGUGACUGUUACAGAGCUGCCAGUCACACUUUCUCGACCCAAAAACAUACCGGAAAAACUGGUUAGGGCAGCAGGUAAACCAAUUGUUUUGGAGAUUGAAGUGUCGCGGCCAACAGCAGAAGUCAAAUGGUGGCUUGAUGGUAAAGAAGUAAAGCAAAGCAGUAACGUCACCAUAACGGAAGAUGAGUUCAUCCGUCGACUAACCAUUCACUCGCCUACUCCAGAAGAUUCUGGGAAAUAUACCUGCUACACAACCGAUGAUAAAAUUGACUUCCAAGUUAAAGUUUUAGAGCCACCUGUGUUGAUCUUAAGAAAGUCGGAGAUCAACACAAACCUGGAGUUUUUGGUUUCAGAUGAUAUUGUCCUAGAGUGUGAGCUCUCCAGGGAAAACGCUAAAGCCAAGUGGUACAAGGAUGGUGUUCGUAUAGAGGGGGAUGAAAGGUUCUGUGAGGAAGAAGAAGGAGCGUUCCGCUCACUUGUCAUCCUCAAUGCUGAACUCACUGAUUCGGGGAAAUACCUCUUGGAUGUUGGAGACGACAGUAUCGGUUUCCAGGUUUCAGUAAAAGAGCCACCCGUGACCAUUGUAGGAAACUCAUAUGACCCUGAUCACCAGGAGAUGGUGGCAGGGGAUGACCUUAUACUCGCCUGUGAAGUGUCCCGAGCCAGUGCCCCUGUUAGCUGGUACUGUAAUGACAAACUGCUCAUCUGUGAUUCCCGCACAUCCAUUGAAAGCUACGGAGCGGUGAGAAAAAUUAUUAUCUCCUGCAUCCAACCGUCAGACUCUGGAAAGUAUAUUUGCGAUGCCAUUGACGAUAAGAUGAUCUGCACGGUCAGGAUUCAAGAGCCUCCCGUAACAUUUGUAAACAAGGAGGAGGAUAAUGUCGUGACAGGUUACGAAGCAGAGAGUGUGACCUUGACAAGCUACGUGUCCAAGGAGACUGCUCACGUACGUUGGCUUAAAGAUUGGACACCUGUCGAGGGCGAGCGAUUUUGUGCUCUCACGGAGGGUCAUCAACGCACUCUCACCAUUGAGCCCUUGAGACGCUCUGAUGCCGGAGAAUACACGUGUGAUGCCAACACCGACCAACUCCACUUUAGUCUGCUGGUCAAAGAAAUGAGAAUCAAGUUUCUAAGGCCGCUGCGAGACACUGUGGCUCACGCCGAUGGCAUGGUGACCCUACGAUGUGAGGUGUGCAAACCAAAAGCGGAUGUGCAAUGGCUAAGAAAUGGUGAGGAAGUGGUGCCAAGCAGGAGGUUCUCCAUCCGGGCAGAUGGGGUUGAAAGAAGUUUGACCAUCCACCGUCUAACCCGAGAGGACGCGGGCGAGUAUACCUGUGAGUCCAGAGAUGACCGGACCUCUGCAGUACUGACAGUUAAAACACCUCGGGUGGUUGAGUUUCUCACCGAGCUCCACAACACUUCUGUGAUGGAAGGAGAGGAUGCCACUUUCAAGUGUGUAGUCUCUCCUGAGGACGUGCAGUUAGUCUGGCUCAUGGAUAAUGAGCCAAUCAUGUUGGGCGAUCGUUUCCAAGCAACCCAGAAUGGUCUGUGCCACACCUUAGUGAUAAAAAAAUGCCAGCUAUUGGAUAGUUCAAAGAUUUCAGCAGAAGCUGAAGGAAAGAUGACCAAGGCCAGCCUCAAAGUUCAGGAGGCUCAGGUCAUGUUCACAAAGAAAAUGGAAGCUGUUAUGGCAGAGGAGUUUGGUGAAGCCACCUUGGAGACGGAGAUAAGCCUGGAGACAGGCGAAGUUCAGUGGAUGAGGCAAGGGGUGGUAAUCCAGUCCGGUCCCCGCUACACUUUGGGCCAGAAUGGCUGCAAACGCAGCCUUACAAUCCAGAACCUGAGCUUGUCGGACCGGGGAACCUAUCGCUGCGAGACCCUGCAUGACCGGGCACAGGUCAAACUCAACGUAGAACCUCGAAAAAUCUCCAUCCGCAAAGGCCUGACUGACCAAGAAACGGUGGAACGUGAGACCGCCUCUUUUGAGGUGGAGCUCUCUCACAAGGACGUGGAAGGUACUUGGCAGAAAGACGGCAUCCGAGUGAAGCCCAACAACCAGUUCAGAGUGAGUGCCAAUGGUCGCUUCCAUGGUCUUACCCUCUCCAACCUGUCUAUGGAGGACACGGGCACCAUCGUUUUCUCAGCUGAAGGAGUGCGCACCACGGCAAGGCUCACAGUCAAAGAGACACCGGUGUCUAUCCUGAAGCCGCUGGCUGAUGUUCGUGUGGAGGAAGAAUUUCCUGCCACUUUGGAAUGUGAACUCUCAAGACAAAAUGUUGAAGUCAAAUGGUUUAAGGACGGGGUAGAAGUGAGGCCUGGAAAGAACUGCCGGAUCUAUUCCAUGGGUCGGAAGCGCUUCUGCCUGAUCCUGCAAUGCUCCCUGGCCGACUCAGGCUGUUACACAUGUGACUCGGGGGAAAUCAACACUUCCUGUUCCGUGCAGGUGUAUGAGCAUGAGCUGGUCAUUGUAAAAGAGCUUGAAGAUCUGAACAUAAAAGAAGAGCAGAACGCGGUAUUCAUGUGUGAAGUUUCCUUGGAGGACGUGAGUGGGGAAUGGUACAAGAAUAACCAAAGGAUUCGACCCUCAAGCACUACAAAAAUGCGCACAGAAGGGACCAAACAUUUUCUACUGAUCUGUAAUGUCACGGCAGAGGACGCAGGAGAAAUCUGUUUUGCAGUGAGGAACCUCAAAUCAACAGCGUACCUGGAAAUCGAAGAACUUCCGGUUUCUAUCGUAAAACCCUUGAGAGAUAGAACAGCCCUGGAGAAACACCGUGUCAUCCUGGAGUGCACGGUUUCCUCGCCACGUGGUAGCGCAACCUGGUACAAAGGCAAACGGGAGCUUGAGUCUUCGGAUCGGGUGGAGAUCGUUGCAGAUGGCUGCUCCCACAAACUGGUGAUCCACCAAGUAGAUGUGGAGGACGAAGGUACCUACAGCAUUGAGAUUGGGGAGCACACUUCCCAAGCAAAACUUCUGGUUGAAGCCCAGGCCCUAGUGAUGGUGAAAGAGCUUCAAGAUGUGGAGGUGACUGAGCCAGAGCCCGCCUCUUUCCAGUGUGAGGUGUCUGUUGCCAUCAACAAGCCUCCAGUUUGGAUUUUGAAUGGAGUGACCCUCCAAGCAGGCCCUUUCAUCUGCAUGGAGAGCCACGGAACUGUUCACAAGCUAACCCUGAGGGACACCAGUGUGGACAUGAGCGGGACAGUUAAAUUUACAAUGGGGAAGGCUAAAAGCAGUGCGACACUUGAUGUUUUAGAAAACUAAAAAUAAGAGGGACUGUUCAAUAUUUAAGAAAAAAAAAACUGCCAAAUCAGUAAAAAUGAGUCAGAACUAUUAUUGCAGAGUAAGAAUAGUUAUUAUCUCCUAAUCAAAAAUUUUGAAUGACCUUGUAGUACAUUAAUAUUUAAUUUAUUAUUUUUAAUAGAAGAUUUCUAUUAUACAAGAAAGUUUAUCCCCUGUACUCAAAUGUAUUUCCAGUGCCUGGCAACAAUUUAAAAACAAUCAAAAAAAUAAAUAAAAUUAUUUUGUUGCUGGA